Messenger RNA from Nyctereutes procyonoides (raccoon dog), 3229 nucleotides. RefSeq names its product ST6 N-acetylgalactosaminide alpha-2,6-sialyltransferase 5 (gene ST6GALNAC5). The record is from RefSeq and is a predicted model, not a curated record. Gene Ontology annotation, molecular function: alpha-N-acetylgalactosaminide alpha-2,6-sialyltransferase activity. NCBI's taxonomy places the organism in Eukaryota, Metazoa, Chordata, Mammalia, Carnivora, Canidae. Gene Ontology annotation, biological process: ganglioside biosynthetic process; oligosaccharide metabolic process.
CGGGUCCCGCCGCUGCGCCCCCGCCUCCGCGCGCCGCGCGCCAUGGACGCCCUCCAGGAAAAAGUGGCUCUGGACGCGCGCGCCUGAGGAUCCCCCACGCAGGAGGUGCCCACCAUGAAGACCCUGAUGCGCCACGGUCUGGCUGUGUGCUUGGCGCUCACCACCAUGUGCACCAGCUUGUUGCUCGUGUACAGCAGCCUCGGCGGCCAGAGGGAGCGGCCCCCGCAGCGGCGCCAGCAGCAGCAGCAGCAGCAGCAGCAGCAGGCGGCGGCCGGCAGCGCGCCCCCGGCGGCCGAGAGCAGCCCCCCCUCCCGGGCCCGGGCCCCCGCCGCGCCGCGACCGCUGGACGGAUACCUCGGCGUGAGGGACCGCAAGCCCCUGAAAAUGCACUGCAGGGACUGUGCCCUGGUGACCAGCUCGGGGCACCUGCUGCGCAGCCGGCAAGGCCCCCAGAUAGACCAGACCGAGUGCGUCAUCCGCAUGAAUGACGCCCCGACCCGUGGCUACGGGCGCGACGUGGGCAACCGCACCAGCCUGCGGGUCAUCGCGCAUUCCAGCAUCCAGAGGAUCCUCCGCAACCGCCACGACCUGCUCAACGUGAGCCAGGGCACCGUGUUCAUCUUCUGGGGCCCCAGCAGCUACAUGCGGCGCGACGGCAAGGGCCAGGUCUACAACAACCUGCAGCUCCUGAGCCAGGUGCUGCCCCGGCUGAAGGCCUUUAUGACCACGCGCCACAAGAUGCUGCACUUCGACGAGCUCUUCAAGCAGGAGACGGGCAAAGACAGGAAGAUCUCUAACACUUGGCUCAGCACUGGCUGGUUCACCAUGACAAUCGCACUGGAGCUGUGUGACAGGAUCAAUGUUUACGGCAUGGUGCCCCCCGACUUCUGCAGGGACCCCAAUCACCCUUCAGUACCUUAUCACUAUUAUGAACCUUUCGGACCUGAUGAAUGUACAAUGUACCUCUCCCACGAGCGAGGACGGAAGGGCAGUCAUCACCGCUUCAUCACGGAGAAACGCGUCUUUAAGAACUGGGCACGGACAUUCAACAUUCACUUUUUUCAACCAGACUGGAAACCAGAGUCACUUGCUAUAAAGCAUCCUGAGAAUAAACCUGUCUUCUGAGCAAUGCGUGUGCCAGACCGAGAUCCCACGUACCUACUGUAUCAGACGCCAGGGCACUGGACGUCCUGAGCCACCAGACACAAAAGAGGGACCAGACUGGAAGCAGGAAACUCCUCAGUAAGCAACAUGUACAGAUGCCUCUGAGGCGUGACUACAAAGCAGUGCGGUUGGUGUGUAAGGAGAAAAUUCAAGAAUUAAUAUGUCCCCAUGAGUGUCAUUCCUCUCAAAAGGGACCUUCGGAGCUAAACACUCGUUGCAAUGAUGCUGCCAUGGCUAGAAGAACAUUCUGGAUCUCUUUAAGUAUUGCCUUCAAAACCGAAACACGAGCAACUCAACAACGUUAGUUGUGUUCCUUUAUAGAAAUACCACAUCGAAAGACAUUUUUCUAUCAAGUUGUAUCCUAACCUGAUCUAUAAUCUUUGUCAUCCGUUGGGCUCUGUAUGUGUGAUUUGUAAAAAGCAGUCCGAAAGUCUGGACAUGAUUUCUGAAGAGCACAUCUCCACUGACUUCAUAAAGCAAAUGCCCACUAUUUAUUUAUUAAGAGUUUUUUAGCGUACUCUAGGCCAGUAUUUUUAUAGAUGUUGAUUAUGUGCUAAUCUUUCCUUCUUAGCUCUUUAACCCUGAAUGAUGCUUGGAAAACACCUAGAGAUGGGGCUGAUGAGUGACUACGCUCACGAUGCUCAUUGUUAGCAUGUGGUUGGCUUGGAAAUGUGACAUUGCAUUUUUUUGAACCCUUAGGCUUCAAGAAUAGCUGUGACAUUUUCUAACGUAAAAUGCUCCAGAUGACAAAACUGAUAACCAAAAACGGUGUUAUUACAACAAAAAGAUACAUCUUCAGUAAUAGUUGGUGUAGGCUCCUUGGCGUAAACCCUAGUUUCCUUGUCUGAGAAUCAUGCCCCUGUACCAGAUGACUGCGUUAAGUCUCCUUCCAAAUCUAACAUUCUGUAAGCCUCUCGACCCGUUUGAGGGCAUUGCACUCGGAAUGAUGGGGUUUCCGCAGUAGCAAAAGCCUGAUUUUAGGGGGUCUUUUUAUUCCCCUACUAUCUAUCUCCCUCUGUGGUUAAACACAUAACUUCCUCAACUGGUCCCCAUUGGCUACAGUCUACCCCCUGCAUUUCUGGUAUUUCUUGCACCCAAAGAGGGGAUGAGGGUUGGGGGAAAAAAAAAAAAACCUGAGAGAGAGAAAGAGAGCCUCUGUGUGUUGGUCCCUGGCUACAGGAGCAAGGAACAGCCCUUCUGAGAGUCUGUGAGAAGAGAACCCAAGUCCCUAUCAUACGACUCAUUUAUCCCGUGAACUAUUCAGAUUCCCUCGGUGCAAGUCUUACGUGGUAGUCCUAGCCAUUCCCUGGUCUGGAGGAGUAAGAAGGACUCCUUCUAUUCAGAGCCAAGAUACCAGUAUGAAAUAGGACAUUCAUUUAAGCAAGUGAUAUUCUUCAAAAAUAGUCUUUUUAAAAAUAUACCAGUGUGUCUUUUUUUUUUUUUUUUUACACAUGACUUAGAAGGCAUGUGGUUUUUCUGACGCGAAGGCACCAGCACGUAUUACGUAUGGAGACCAACGUUGUUUUACAGAAUGUGACCUGACCUGGGAUUAAAGAUUUCUCACAUUGCCACUUCCUUUGCCUUUCCUUAAUUAGUCCUAAGAUUCCUUUCCCUUGCACUAACUAGUACUACUAAUUUUAGGGAGUACUGUGGUUGGAUGCAAACACGGUCCGGAUAUUUAUAUGGCAGGAACAAAGUUGGGAUUAUUGUGGUGUAGCUUGAGCUGUUAAAAGCCAGUACAAUUCAAAUGUAUGUAUUUUUUUUUAAUUUUCUCAUAGUUUUAAAAGAGACUGUAGCAUUUUAUUCCAGCACAAUCUCUUCUGCAGCAUGGACUCUGAACACACAAUACUUUAUGAACAUAUGAAAAGGAGUAUGAAUUUCAUGAUUGAUUUCCUGGCUACCUUUACCAUCACUUGAAGACGUUAUGUUGUUCAGAUGUAAGUAGCUCCUUUAACAAGUUUUAUUUUUAUGGAAAUUUGGAAAGGCAUAUUUGGGACAUGCAAAAAUGUAGCUAAAUUACCUAAUCUAAUAAUAUCUCAAAUGCCUGUGUUAUCUUUAGGUUUUA